Messenger RNA from Nannospalax galili (Upper Galilee mountains blind mole rat), 454 nucleotides. Its product is annotated as 60S ribosomal protein L23-like. Gene Ontology annotation, cellular component: ribosome; cytosolic large ribosomal subunit. Gene Ontology annotation, biological process: translation. Gene Ontology annotation, molecular function: large ribosomal subunit rRNA binding; structural constituent of ribosome. Lineage: Eukaryota; Metazoa; Chordata; Mammalia; Rodentia; Spalacidae. The record is from RefSeq and is a predicted model, not a curated record.
AUGUCGAAGCGAGGACGUGGUGGGUCCUCCAGUGUGAAAUUCCGGAUUUCCCUGGGUCUUCCUGUAGGAGCAGUGAUCAACUACGCUGACAACACAGGAGCCAAAAAUUUGUAUAUCAUCUCUGUGAAGGGAAUCAAGGGACGACUGAACAGACUUCCUGCCGCUGGUGUGGGUGACAUGGUGAUGGCCACAGUGAAGAAGGGCAAACGAAAGGUCCAUCCAGCAGUGGCAAUUUGACAACGAAAGUCAUGCCGAAGAAAAGAUGGGGUGUUUCUUUAUUUUGAAGAUAAUACAGGGGUCAUAGUAAAUAACAAACGCGAGAUGAAAGGUUCCGCCAUCACAGGUCCAGUUGCAAAGGAGUGUGCAGACUUGUGGCCCAGAAUUGCAACCAAUGCAGGCAGCAUUGCAUGAUUCUCUGGUGCAUUUGUAAACUAUGAUGCCCACUAAAAGUCUU